This is a messenger RNA of Rotaria sp. Silwood2, 453 nucleotides long. The record is from the annotation of a GenBank genome assembly. NCBI's taxonomy places the organism in Eukaryota, Metazoa, Rotifera, Eurotatoria, Philodinida, Philodinidae.
AUGGCUUCACUUGCUUUACAUUUAUUAACUCUUUUACUUGGAACUCUAUUUAUUUUUUUGGGUCAUGUUAAAUUAACACCACAAUUUUUUCCUGAAUAUCAUUCAUAUAUGAAAAAUGAAUUUGGAAAAUUUAAUAAAGAGUUUCCAUUUCAUCGUCAAACGGGUUGGCGUCCAUAUGCAAGAAAUUUUCGUUUAACAAUUGGUGUAACUGAAGUUGCAUGUGGAUUUUUAUUACUUAUCGGUUUUUUACAAACAUUAUCAAAUAUUAUUUUAAUGGUGAUAAUGACAAUUGCAAUAAUUACAUUUCAAACAUUAAAUUAUCCCAUGGAAUAUAUGGGUGUAUUGAUUUGUAUAUCAUUUUUACUUUUAUUACGAUUUGUUUUAGCAUCAAGAUCAAAAGUUAAACAAGAAAUUAAAUCAAUUCAGACAAAAGUUGAAAACAAAGCGGAAUAA